Aspergillus costaricaensis CBS 115574 is the source of this 1305-nucleotide messenger RNA. RefSeq lists its product as uncharacterized. The coding region runs from base 1 to 1305 and encodes 434 amino acids. The transcript has 5 exons. NCBI's taxonomy places the organism in Eukaryota, Fungi, Ascomycota, Eurotiomycetes, Eurotiales, Aspergillaceae. The record is from RefSeq and is a predicted model, not a curated record.
AUGUCUGAAGAACCCGGCAAGCGGCUCGAGGAUCCGUCGCAAAGAACUUCCCUUGACGCAAACCCACCAGGGGACCAACACGUGGAGUUUGUCAAUGCGGAACCUGAAACCCUGUCAAGUGGUACCGGGAGGCUUUCGGCAGGACGUGGGGCCAUCCUGGCCAAUGCUGCCAGAGAACUGCAGGAUGUCGCUGCUAAACAACCAACUAGCCAUACGAGCAAUAGCCUCCAACCUCUACAUCUGGGGACGCGAAGAUCUCGACCAUAUGGAGAACCAGUCGUCCCGCCAACGUGGACAGAGGGACCUCAGGGCAAGAAGUAUCAUCGACAAAUGCCCGUUGGUGAGAUGGUAGCACCGACUCAACCUGGCACAGGUGAAGGUUACAAUUAUAGUUCAUAUAAGCGGCCGCCUUUAUUCACGCAGGCCCCCAAGCACAAGGUCCAUCGGCCAAAGUCCCCUAUUGAAGGACACAGUCGAUACUUAGCAGGAACAUUAAAGAUGCUAUCCAUGCAUAACAACCCUCCCCAACAGGAAAAUGAUCCAAACAACGAUAUAGACACACCGCCAGCUGAGUACAUGGACCAUGAACCGCCAUACACUGCGGAUGAUGGUGGAGUCACAAAUCAGGCUCGUGGGGGUAAUGUGGUAGUCUAUGACCAAUAUGACCCAGACAUUCAUCCUCACCCGCCCCCUGAUCCCCAGUUAUAUGGAUUUGGAGUACCGCAACAAGUGCCUCCAGGAGGAGCGCCUGACAGGCCAUCAAGACAAGGAGCGACAUCGGAACCGAAGAGGCAGCUGCUACAAGAACCGCUUAAUGGAAAUAGACUUCUAGCGAUACAAGAGGCUCGAGCCCGCCCACCAGGGUGGACAGGAUGGUACAACAUAACAAGGCCACAUGUCGACGUAUACCCGGCUCUGAUCGAGCCGGUCGACGAGAUAAGAGGACAACAACGUCGGAUUGAAGGUGGUGAAGCCGGCUCACGGAGGAGUCGACCUGCUCAGGGACCACCUGCUCAGGGACCACCUGCUCAGGGACCACCUAUUCAAGGACCACCUAUUCAAGGACCACCUAUUCAAGGACCACCUAUUCAAGGACCACCUGUUCAGGGACCGCCUAUUAAAGGACUACCAGUUCAGGGACCGCCAGUUCAGGGACCGCCAGUUCAGGGACCGCCAGUUCAGGGACCGCCAGUUCAGGGACCACCAGUUCAGGGACCACCAGUUCAGGGACCGCCAGUUCAGGGACCACCUGCUCAGGGACCAAUCAUUCCAAGAGUAAUUUCCAAGAUAUACUUCACCGGAUGA